UCUCAAAUGAGAUCCAUAACAUUACUAAUUGUAGUAAUAGCAUGCGGAAUCUCAGUGCAGAAAGAAUCGAACAAAACAGAACCUUCUAUAGCAAUCGUCGGCGCGGGCAUGAGCGGCUUGUCUGCAGCUCGACGAUUACUUGAAAUUGGAAUAAGCGAUAUUGAUAUUUACGAAGGAAUGGAUCGCGUUGGCGGACGAAUUCAUCCAGUGCCCUAUCAUGGUGGAUUUCUACAAAUGGGCGCGGAGUACAUAAAUGGAGCGGAAAAUCCAAUCUACAAACUGGCAGAGGAACUGGGAGUAGUUGCUGACAUCGUGUCUGACACAGCACAAUUACAGAAUGCCGAAUAUCUGAUCGGAAGCCAGCAAGAUAUUGAACUCUUCACGAAGUUCAUAGCCCCGUUGGACCCGAAGUAUCGCCAUCUGGCAAAACAGCACGAUUUACUAUCCCGUGUCUAUACAAUGAAGAGUAUAUUCAUGGAGGAUUACAACUUAUUUCUCAAGGAAAACAAUAUCACAGGACUUCGACGAAAUGUUUUCGACGCCCUCACUCGCUCCUACAGGUCGUAUUGGGAGUUCGAAUGGGCAGCUGACUGGGAUGAUCUCAGCCCCCGUGUACUGACGGAAUGGAACGAUAGAGGAACGGAGGGCGAGUCGUUUCACACAAACAAAAUCGGCUACAAAGCAAUACUUGAUCAUUUGAAAGCAUCGAUACCGGACGACGUGUUCCACUUCAAUACUACUAUCCUGCAUAUUAACCACUCGGCGGCUGGAGUCACCUUGACGACAUCCAAAGGAGCAGUCUCGAAGGUUUACGACUAUGUGAUUGUUACCUCUUCGCUGGGACAUCUAAAAAAGUACCAUCGCCAAAUGUUUACACCUCCACUUCCACGACAAAAAAUAGAAGCGAUCGAGAAGAUUGGGUUUGGUGGUUCGUGCAAAAUGUUCUUUCGCUGGGAAGAGCCGUGGUGGUCGAACGAAACACGCCCGAUGAUCCCACUUCCGGUGGAGGGGAUGGCCCGUGACGCCAUUGACCCGUUUGAGAGAGAGUUGACGACUCUUCAAGUGUUGGACUGGGAACCGAACACCUUGACUACCUGGGUAGCCGGAGCUGGCCAACAAGUAAUGGAUAAUAUGAGUGACGAAGAGAUACUCGCCAGAAUUACAAGACUCGUCCGUGACUUGAGGAAUGACCCUUCUAUUCAAGCUCCUAGCGACUAUAAAAUUCCUUUAAGGACGCGCCUGACGAAGAAUGAGCUUUUAUUGGGAUCGUAUUCGUAUAUGAGUCAGGCUCAAGCUAAAGCCCGAAUUUCACAUUCUCGCCUCGCAAUACCCAUCAAACACCACAAACACCCGAAGGUGCUAUUUGCAGGGGAAGCAACCCAUCACAGAUUGUUUCAAACAGCUAUCGGUGCCUACCUCAGUGGACGACGGGAAGCCGAUCGUUUAAACGCCGACUGGGAACAAACUUUUCAAACUAGUACAGAUGGGGUAGCCUUGCCUGCAAAUCUGCCGAUCAUAUUUUGA
Haemonchus placei is the source of this 1524-nucleotide messenger RNA. The record is from the annotation of a GenBank genome assembly. NCBI's taxonomy places the organism in Eukaryota, Metazoa, Nematoda, Chromadorea, Rhabditida, Trichostrongylidae.